Messenger RNA from Penicillium canescens, 1917 nucleotides. Its product is annotated as GMC family oxidoreductase. The transcript has a single exon. The record is from RefSeq and is a predicted model, not a curated record. The coding region runs from base 1 to 1917 and encodes 638 amino acids. NCBI's taxonomy places the organism in Eukaryota, Fungi, Ascomycota, Eurotiomycetes, Eurotiales, Aspergillaceae. Gene Ontology annotation, molecular function: flavin adenine dinucleotide binding; oxidoreductase activity, acting on CH-OH group of donors.
AUGGAGUUGCUUAACCUCAUCAUCUUCCCUCUCCUCUUUCUCAGCCCAGUUGCUACUGCGGCUACUGAUCUCGAAUACGAAUACAUCGUUGUUGGUAGUGGAGCUGGAGGAGGGCCUUUAGCCAGCCGGCUCGCCCGGGAAGGCCGCAAGACCCUUCUUAUCGAAGCUGGCAGUGACCAAUCUGACAAUCUCAACACUACGGUUCCCGGAUAUCAAGCGGCUGUCACUGAGGAUCCUUCACUCCGAUGGGAUAUCUUUGUGAACCAUUACCAAGAUCAAACGCGCGCACAGCGUGAUCCCAAGUACACAUGGGAGACCGCGCCAUUCGAAUAUCACGUUGGGCCCAAUCCUCCCGAAGGUGCGACCCCGCGUGGUAUAUUGUAUCCCCGUGCACAAUCCUUGGGAGGAUGUACCCCCCAUAACGCGCUCAUCUGGAUCACUCCGCAUGACAGUGACUGGGACAACAUUGCAAGCUUGACCGGAGACUUGUCGUGGGCCCAUGAGAACAUGGACCAGUAUCUUCAGAAAGUUGACGAAUGGCUUUACACCGAGCCAACUGACCCGACGAUUUUGUUGAAUGACCUCCCUCUCGCUCAACAGUAUGUCGCCGGUGCUGCUGCCUCGGGGCAAGGUCCAGACCCUCUCAACGCCGUCGAGGGUCUUUUGAAUCUUCUAGGGAAUGAUCCCAACAGCCAGAUCAACCCCACGCGCGAUUCAACCCAAGGAUUCUUCCAAGUGCCCCUGACGAUGAAUGCGGGCAAUCGUACCGACGUCAGCCAGUUCAUCAAAAGCACUGUCGCGGAGGGCUUCCCGUUGGAUGUUCGCACAAAUGCCUUUGUGACGAAAAUCACUUUCGAUCAGUCGGGAGCCACUCCAAAAGCCACCGGAGUUGAGUUUCAAGACGGAGAAUAUCUUUACCGGGCGAGCCCUCGGAGUCUUCACAGCCGUCCUGGCCUCCCUGGUUCGGCGAAGGCGACAAAGGAGGUCAUCAUAUCUGCCGGUGCAUACAAUACGCCUCAGUUGCUGAAGCUCAGCGGGAUCGGUCCCAAAGAAGAGUUGGCCAAGUUCAACAUUCCCGUUGUGAAAGACCUGCCAGGUGUUGGCACGAACUUGAUGGAUCGCUACGAGGUCCCCGUGAACGUCCAACAUGAGAAGGACUUUCCUAUCCUCAAGGGUUGUACCUUUGACGAAAAGCCCCAUGAUGAAUGUCUCAAAAAAUGGGAAGAUAACCCUUACAUUCUCGGUCAGCGUGGAGCCUAUGCCACGAACGGCCUUGCGGCCACCCUCGCUGUACACUCGGAUUAUGCCUCGACUUCGGACAUUGAUCUUUACAUCUUUGGCGGCCCCAUCAACUUUCAAGGAUAUUUCCCCGGUUGGGCCGAGCAAGCUGUCGCGGAUCAUUCGCACUUCUCGUGGUAUACCCUGAAGGCGCAUGGGCGGAAUCGCGCCGGCACCGUAGAGUUACAAUCAACAGACCCUUUUGAUCAGCCUCGGAUCAAUUUCAACUACUUCGACACAGGUACUACUGCGGGUGGUGCAGAUGAUCUCGACGUGGGUGCAAUUGUCCAAGCAAUCAACAUUUCCCGAAACGCAUUAUCCGAGUACUACAACUAUGGUAUUCUGGGCGGCUCGCCUUUUGAGGAGGAAAACCCGGGCAAAGAUGUUGCAGGCGAUGAAGAUCUAGAGCAAUAUGCAAAGGACGUCGCUUGGGGUCAUCAUGCGUCUUGUACAGCUGCUAUUGGGGCUGAGGACGACCCAAAUGCUGUACUGGAUUCGCAGUUCCGGGUGCGCGGCGUCCAAAACCUUCGCGUCGUCGAUGCUAGUGUCUUCCCUGACAUUCCUGGUGUGUUCAUCACGGCCCCGAUCUACAUAAUCAGCGAGAAGGCGGCGGAUGUGAUUUUGAACGGCUCGGAGUGA